GCACCGUAAAGCAGCGAGCGCUCGCGCAGCGGAAAUGUCGCAGGGUCGGCCGUAAGAUGCCGAUAAGAGUCGCAGCGACGGCUCUGCGCGCUCCAGCGGCGGCUCCUCGGGAAUCAGCGGCUGCUUCCUCCAGAUUCGCGCGGGAUGCCGAGCAAAAAGAAGAAAUACAACGCCAGGUUUCCCCCGGCCAGGAUCAAGAAGAUCAUGCAGACGGAUGAAGAAAUCGGCAAAGUCGCCGCCGCAGUCCCCGUCAUCAUCUCUCGUGCUCUGGAGCUCUUCCUGGAGUCUCUGCUGACCAAAGCGUGUCACGUCACACAGUCACGCAACGCCAAAACCAUGACCACCUCACACCUGAAGCAGUGCAUCGAGCUGGAGCAGCAGUUCGACUUCCUGAAGGAUCUGGUGGCAGCGGUGCCUGACAUGCAGGGCGAGGGAGAGGAGAACCACACGGAGGGAGAGAAGAUCCCACGCAGAGGUCGUAAGCCGGGCUCAGGACGUAAGAACGGCGGUGCUGGAGCCAAAGGCAAAGACAAGAAACUCUCAAGCACCGAAUCAGAGCAAGAGGAUGAUUCAGAGGACAGUGACACAGACGGAGAGGAGGACGAGGACACAUCUCACACCAGCACAAACACACAGCCUGCAACUUUCUUCCACAGGGACGCGGCGGCGCUGCAGUGUGUUCCGGUGGGCUCUCAGCAGGUGUCUCUGAUGCCGCCGGCCCCUCAGAAGGUGGAGGAUGAGGACGAGGACGAGGACUACGACUCGUAGCUGCGCCUGCACUCUUUCCUCCUGCUCCUCUCUGCUGUGGACCGAGGCACACCACCCACAGCUUCUCGUCUAGAUACAUUUUAAGUUUUUUUUUAAAUCUUGUUUUAAUGUCCAGGAACAGUUGCCGGUGGUUGUUUGGACAAACGGCUCCAGAAGCGAGAGCGUGUCUCUUCUCCAGUGUACUCCUGUAGUGUGUGUCUCACAUCAGCCCGUCUGAGGAUUGUUUCUGUUUUUCUCCUUUUUAAGCUAGUUUUAUGAUUAAAGCUGCUCUCUCGUUUUUAAUUCGUUCUGUUGCAGGUGGUUCAUCGGAUGUGUAUGUGUUGAUUUGGAGUGCAGCUCUGUUCAUUUCCCGGACGAUGCACGUGUGUAUCAGUGCUUUCCCCUUUCUCUGAUGUUUUACUCUUUUAAUGUCUGCUGUGAAGCUGGAGAGAGUCACGUGACCUCUCUCGUCUGUUCACUUUUAACAUUCUCUUGAUUUUGUAUGAGUGAAAUAAACUUUGAGGUUUCAGUA
Cyprinus carpio (common carp) is the source of this 1279-nucleotide messenger RNA. RefSeq names its product DR1 associated protein 1. The record is from RefSeq and is a predicted model, not a curated record. NCBI's taxonomy places the organism in Eukaryota, Metazoa, Chordata, Actinopteri, Cypriniformes, Cyprinidae. Gene Ontology annotation, biological process: negative regulation of transcription by RNA polymerase II; transcription by RNA polymerase II; positive regulation of transcription by RNA polymerase II. Gene Ontology annotation, cellular component: negative cofactor 2 complex; nucleus. Gene Ontology annotation, molecular function: protein heterodimerization activity; transcription coactivator activity; core promoter sequence-specific DNA binding.